UAUUGGCAGUUAUGUCUGAUACAGAGGACAUGAUGGAGGAUGGAGUUCAGGAGGAAGUUGAUGACUCCAAGUCCAAACCAAAGUUUCUAUCAAAUAUCCAAGCACCAAAGAUUCCAGAAGGAGAGAAAGUCGAUUUUGAUGACAUAAGCCGUAAGCGUCAGGAGAAGGAUUUAACCGAGCUGCAGUCUCUCAUUGAGGCGCAUUUCCUUCAGAGACAGAAAGACGAGGAAGAGCUUAUUACUCUGGUCAACCGAAUCGAGAAGAGAAGAACAGAGAGAGCCGAACAGCAGCGAGUACGUGCGGAGAGAGAGAAAGAGCGUCAGGCUAGACUCGCUGAAGAGAGAGAAAGGAAGGAACAAGACGAACAGAGGAAGAAACAAGAUGAUGAUGCCAAGAAGAAGAAAGCUCUCACUAACAUGACCAAUCAGUAUGGUGGAAUGCAGCAAAAGAGUGAGGGUCGCAAAGGUGCCAAGAAACAGACGGAAAGAGAGAAAAAGAAGAAAAUACUGGCUGACCGAAGGAAGGGACUCAACAUUGACCAUCUGAGCGAGGACAAACUCAAGGAUAAAGCCAAUGAGCUGUGGCAGUGGUUGAUGGAACUGGAGGCAGAAAAGUACGAUCUGAACGAGAAAUUUAAACGGCAGAAAUAUGACAUAAAUCAGCUCCUUGCACGAGUUCAGGAUCACCAGAGUGCCAAGGGGCGUGGCAAAGGCAAAAUGGGAGGAAGGCUGAGAUAGAUGCUGACAGCAGGCAACAGAUCUGAGGAACCUGUAUCUUCUUGUUUUUUUUUUUGCUUGUUCAUUUGUUUGUUUUGUGUGUGUAUUUUAAAUUGUUCAGAAUGUACAAAAAUUCUCAGGCUGUACAUUUUUGCUUUGCCGUGCAUUGCUUAUGAAUGUCAAGAAUAAAUUCUCACUCACUGUACUAUGC
Messenger RNA from Triplophysa rosa, 927 nucleotides. It is a transcript of the gene tnnt2d, whose product is annotated as troponin T2d, cardiac. Gene Ontology annotation, molecular function: troponin I binding; tropomyosin binding; troponin C binding. The transcript is spliced from 11 exons. The record is from RefSeq and is a predicted model, not a curated record. Gene Ontology annotation, biological process: sarcomere organization; cardiac muscle contraction; regulation of muscle contraction. Gene Ontology annotation, cellular component: troponin complex. The coding region runs from base 12 to 737 and encodes 241 amino acids. Lineage: Eukaryota; Metazoa; Chordata; Actinopteri; Cypriniformes; Nemacheilidae.